CCUGGUCUAUUCUCCCUUGCAUAUAGGAUACUCAGAAAAUAUGACUAUAACAUGAAUUUAUUUGUCAUUUGUUAAACGUCAGAUAUUGAGAUAUUUGAGACAUCACUGUUUAAGAAUUGUCUGUGGAGCAUUUGUUUUGGUAGUGUAGUUUUUUGGUUAGCCACACUGUCAGAAGUAUAUACGUAAAAGCCGUAAAAUGAACAAACUUCUUUUUCAAUAAUAUUCAAAAUAAUUCUGGUCUAAAAACAGGUAACAUACAACAAUGCCGCUUCCAGAAUACUUAUCUGUCGUGCAAAGCAAAUUCACCUCCGGCGAAAUAGUGGUUAUCGCAGUAGAAGCAUAUUUAAUGCAAGGAUGGGUAAAAGAUGCUCGAAUUUUAGCAGUUGUGAAUAAAGGACCUACCUGUGCUCUGGUUAUUUUAUUAACUUCUAGGACGCCUCCUCAAGUUUAUAGCGAUCUUAGAACAGAGAAAGUACUUCCUAUCGACGAAGAUUUCGAAUGUGAUAUAGAUGCAAGCGGAAAACAGCAGGAUGGAGCAACCGUUUAUUUUAAUGUUUCAUCAAAACGAGUGCAACUAACGUUCGAAAUGAAACCUGGGAUCGAAACCAGUACGCUUGUUUCUGAAAUAUUUCGAGCCAUAGAAGUAUUUCAGAAGAAGCAGUAUUUGCCUGAAGAGUACACGUGGACUCAAAAGCUAACUGGCAGCACUAGGAAUUUAGAUGCAUCUGGAGACGAUGGUCUAGAUGCUGAUACCUUGUUGGAACUCAAGUGCCCAGACUUAGUAGUACCGAGGCAUAAUAUUGCUUGUGGUAAAACUCCGGUGACCAACCGAGAUUCUUUAGUUCAAAUGCAGAUGCAGCUGAAGACAAAUGACUACACAUACACGGAAGUUUUUAGGAUUUUCAUAGGCACGUGGAACGUAAAUGGCCAAGCACCAAAUGGAAUAACUGUAGAAGAAUGGUUAAGCAGCGAUCCCGUGGCGCCCGAUUUAUAUGCUAUUGGAUUUCAGGAAUUAGAUUUAAGUAAAGAAGCUUUCCUCUUCAAUGAUACGCCGCGUGAGGAAGAAUGGAGGCAAGUUGUGACUAAGUCGCUGCAUCCAAAGGCAACAUACGAGCAAGUUGCACUAGUCAGACUCGUGGGCAUGAUGUUGAUCGUUUUUGCUCAAGAUGGUCAUGUACCUUUUAUUAAAAACGUCUCCGUAGAUACAGUUGGCACGGGAAUUAUGGGGAAAAUGGGCAACAAAGGAGGCGUCGCAGUAAGCCUUUCGUUUCACAACACUUCGGUCUGUUUUGUGAAUGCUCACUUGGCUGCUCACUGCGAGGAAUACGAAAGGCGCAAUCAAGAUUAUGCUGACAUUUGUGGCCGGCUCUCUUUUGCGCGAUGUGUCGACAGCACCGCGCCGUACAUACCUAAAGGAUUUAAAGACCAUAAUCAAAUAUACUGGCUGGGUGACCUUAAUUAUCGGAUAACUGAAAUGGAUCUACCCACUGCAAAGGAUUACAUAAACUCUGGUCAGUUUUCACACGUCUUAAAACUGGACCAACUUGUACAGCAGCGCAAGCUCUGUAAAGUUCUUGUCGGAUUUCAGGAAGCAGAGAUCAAGUUCAAGCCCACAUAUAAAUACGAUCCAGGCACUGAUAACUGGGAUUCCAGUGACAAAGGAAGAGCGCCUGCUUGGUGUGAUCGUAUUUUAUGGAAAGGGGAUGUAAUUAAAUCUGUUGAAUAUCGAAGUCAUCCUGAAUUGAAAAUAUCCGAUCAUAAGCCAGUCAGCGCUAUUUUUAAUUCUCAGAUCAGUGUAAUAGAUAGAGUUAAAUAUCGAAAGAUUCAUGAGGAGGUCAUAAGGAAGUUAGAUAAGCUGGAAAAUGAAUUCUUGCCUCAAGUGAUGGUGGAUGCCACAGAAAUUAUAUUUGACCCGCUGAAAUUUCUCGAACGUAGCAACAAGGAUCUUAUUAUUGCUAACACUGGGCAGGUACCAGUUCAGUUCGAGUUUAUUAAGAAACCAAACGACAUCAGUUAUUGCAAAGACUGGUUAAACAUAAAACCUUACACUGGGUUCAUCAAACCGGGUGAAAAAUGUGACGUAAAGCUCGAAGUUCUUAUUGAUAAGAGGUCAGCAUGUAAACUGAAUUCUGGUGAAGAUCUAUAUGAUAUUCUAGUUCUACACCUUGAGGGUGGAAAGGAUAUUUUCAUUACAGUUACAGGUACUUACGAAAGGAGCUGCUUUGGUUCUUCGGUGGAGGCUUUAGUACACAUUUCUAUUCCCAUUAGAGAAGUCCCUGUUAGAAGAAUAAUUGAGUUGGAAAACAACAUAAAUCUGUCUCAAGAACCGUAUGCUGUACCGAAAGAAGUCUGGCUUUUAGUCGAUAGACUGUACCGCCAUGGGAUCAAAACAACUGGACUUUUCGAAAAGCGUGGUCUUCAUAGUGAAAUUAUAGCUAUUAGAGAUUGGUUGGACAUCGGAAGUCAAGACCCUAUGCCUGGAGAAGUGCAUUCUGUAGCAGAAGCUUUACUUCUUCUGUUGGAUUCUACUGCAGAACCAAUAAUUCCUUACAACCACCACAAUAUUUGCUUAUCCACUGCUGCCAAUUAUUGGAAAUGCAAAGAGAUCGUAAUGCAACUUCCAGAAAUAAGGAGGACAGUCUUUCUCUACAUUUGUGCAUUUCUAAAGGAACUUCUAAAUCAUACUCAAGAAAAUGGCUUGGAUCCAAAAACCUUAGCCACUCUCUUUGGAUCCAUUUUCUUACGUGAUCCUCCGAGAAGUCGAGAUGAUCGUCAGCUACUAAGAAACCGAACUACUCAAGUGAACUUUGACAGAAAGAAAGCCGCAUUCGUCUUUCACUUUCUGGGGCCGGAUCAGAGUAAUUUUCUUGGUCGAUAGUAACCAGGAGACCGUUAUAAUAUUAUACGUAAAAUUAUAAGUGCUAGAAUCCAAGAUCAACACGAAUAUUUAUCGCAUAUAAUCGAUAAGCAGUACUUAGUGCAGACGUAUGAUUUUUUCAGUGACAUCUCAAGCCAGAUUGAAUGUUUCAAGUCACUUCAAAGUAAUAUAAAAGUACAACCACGCUAGGAAUUAAGAUUGCACAUUUUACAGGAUCAAAACAUUAAUUUUUUGAGCUGAAAAAAUAUUUCGACUUGUUAUCCGCCAUUUACGAGUUUUGUGUUAAAGCUAAUAAAGAUUUGACAAAACUCGUCUUAUUAAAAACUCUAAAGUGUGAAAGAACUGCAAUUUGUAAUCGCUUCGGAAAAUUUGUAUUGAAGCAAAUACAGGGUGACCACUCAAGGCAAAGGA
Messenger RNA from Belonocnema kinseyi, 3289 nucleotides. It is a transcript of the gene Ocrl, whose product is annotated as inositol polyphosphate 5-phosphatase OCRL. Gene Ontology annotation, biological process: phosphatidylinositol dephosphorylation; signal transduction. Gene Ontology annotation, molecular function: phosphatidylinositol-4,5-bisphosphate 5-phosphatase activity; inositol phosphate phosphatase activity. NCBI's taxonomy places the organism in Eukaryota, Metazoa, Arthropoda, Insecta, Hymenoptera, Cynipidae. The transcript has 19 exons. Gene Ontology annotation, cellular component: membrane. The coding region runs from base 263 to 2878 and encodes 871 amino acids. The record is from RefSeq and is a predicted model, not a curated record.